Molecule: messenger RNA, 7166 nt
Organism: Apaloderma vittatum (bar-tailed trogon)
Lineage: Eukaryota; Metazoa; Chordata; Aves; Trogoniformes; Trogonidae
Gene: NAV3
Product: neuron navigator 3
Exons: 29
Coding region: 1-4581 (1526 amino acids)
Biological process (GO): neurogenesis; nervous system development
Molecular function (GO): ATP hydrolysis activity; ATP binding
Source: RefSeq, a predicted model, not a curated record
AUGCAGAAAAACUGGGAGCAUGCUGCUAUAUGUGGCAAUAAGCUAAGAGUUCUAAUCUGGGAUGACAGCAGCUCUGUUAGUAGUGGCCUCAGUGACACUCUUGACAACCUCAGCACUGAUGAUUUGAACACCACUUCAUCUGUCAGCUCCUAUUCCAAUAUAACUGCCUCUUCAAGGAAGAAUACUCAUCUGAAGACAGACUCAGAGAAACGCUCAGUUACAGACAGCGAAACUUGGGGCAGCACUGAAGAACUGAAGAAAACAGAGGAAGACUUUGACAGCAGCAUAGACUGCAGUGGCAAGUGGAAAGGUCUUCCCUCGGGGCUGUCUGAAGAGUCAGAGAAGGGGGGCCAGAAAGCAUCUCUCUCAGUUUCGCAGACUGGAUCCUGGAGGAGAGGCAUGACUGCACAAGUAGGAACAGCUCAGUCCAGGCACAAAGCAGGAACAAGUGCGCUGAAGACCCCGGGAAAAACAGAUGAUGCAAAAGCUUCAGAAAAAGUGAAAACUCCCCUCAAAGGAGCCUCCAUUCAGCGCUCUCCAUCGGAUGCAGGGAAAAGCAGCGGCGAUGAAGGAAAAAAGCCUCCUUCUGGCAUAGGGAGGUCAACUGCCACGGGCUCUUUUGGAUUCAAGAAGUCCGGGAUGGGAUCUUCUACCAUAAUCACCACAAGUGGAGCGACCAUCACAAGCGGGUCAGCGACUCUAGGAAAAAUGCCAAAAUCCUCAGGCAUUGUUGGGAAGUCCAACGCAGGGCGGAAAACAAGCUUAGACGGUUCCCAGAACCAGGAUGACGGCGUCCUGCAUGUGAACUCGAAGACGACUCUGCAGUAUCGAAGUUUGCCUCGCCCCUCGAAAUCCAGUGGCAGUGGCAUCCCUGGCAGGGGCGGCCACCGCUCCAGCACCAGCAGCAUUGACUCCAACGUCAGCAGCAAGUCUGCGGGGGCUGCUGCCACCAAACUGCGAGAGCCGAGCAAGAUCGGGUCCGGGCGGUCCAGCCCUGUCAGCAUCAACCAGACAGACAAGGAAAAAGAGAAAGUGGCCGUGUCCGAUUCUGAGAGCGUCUCGCUGUCCAGUUCCCCCAAAUCCAGCCCAACCUCGGCGAGCGCCUCUGGCACAUCGGGACUUAGGCAGCCGGGAUCCAAAUACCCAGAUAUCGCUUCCCCCACCUUCCGAAGGUUGUUUGGUGCCAAGGCAAGUGGUAAAGCUGCCUCUGCACCCAGUACUGAAGGUGUGAAACCCACAUCGGCAAUGCCCAGCCCUAGUACCACAUUGGCACGGCAAGGCAGCCUGGAAUCGCCGUCCUCGGGCACAGGCAGCAUGGGCAGUGCAGGUGGGCAAAGUGGUAGCAGCAGCCCCCUCUUCAGUAAACCUUCGGACUUAAAUGCAGAUGUUGUAAGCUUAAGUCACUCCUUGGCUUCCAGUCCCGCCUCAGUGCACUCUUUCACAUCAGGUGGUCUUGUGUGGGCUGCAAACCUGAGCAGCUCUUCAGCGGGCAGUAAGGACACACCAAGUUACCAGUCCAUGACUAGCCUUCACACCAGUUCCGAGUCUAUUGACCUUCCUCUUAGCCAUCAUGGCUCUCUCUCUGGACUGACAACAAGCACUCAGGAAGUUCAGAGCCUGCUCAUGAGGACUGGAAGCGUCAGAUCUACUCUUUCGGAAAGCAUGCAGCUUGACAGAAAUACACUACCCAAAAAGGGAUUAAGAUAUACUCCAUCAUCCCGGCAGACAAGUCAGGAGGAAGGCAAGGAAUGGCUACGCUCCCAUUCGACUGGAGGCCUGCAAGACACUGGCAGUCAGUCCCCGCUUGUUUCUCCUUCAGCUAUGUCUUCAUCUGCAACUGGAAAAUAUCACUAUUCCAAUCUGGUGAGUCCAACCAACCUAUCUCAGUUUAACCUUCCUGGACCCAGUAUGAUGCGUUCAAACAGCAUCCCUGCACAAGACACCUCUUUUGAUCUGUAUGAUGACUCCCAACUGUGUGGCAGUGCUACAUCCUUAGAAGAGAGACCACGAGCAAUCAGUCAUUCGGGUUCAUUCAGGGACAGCAUGGAAGAAGUACAUGGGUCCUCAUUAUCACUUGUCUCCAGCACAUCCUCUCUCUACUCUACGGCAGAAGAAAAAGCACACUCAGAGCAAAUUCAGAAACUACGGAGAGAGCUGGUUGCAUCACAAGAGAAAGUUGCUACCCUUACAUCUCAGCUUUCAGCAAAUGCUCAUCUAGUAGCAGCUUUUGAAAAAAGCUUAGGAAAUAUGACCGGCCGAUUGCAAAGUCUAACAAUGACAGCUGAACAAAAGGAAUCCGAGCUUAUAGAGCUAAGGGAAACCAUCGAAAUGCUAAAAGCCCAGAACUCUGCUGCACAAGCUGCUAUUCAAGGAGCCUUGAAUGGUCCUGAUCAUACCCACAAAGAUUUACGUAUAAGGCGGCAACAUUCUUCAGAAAGUGUUUCCAGCAUCAACAGUGCUACAAGCCAUUCAAGCAUUGGCAGUGGUAAUGACGCAGAUUCCAAGAAAAAGAAAAAGAAAAACUGGGUGAACUCUAGAGGAAGUGAGCUAAGAAGCUCUUUCAAACAGGCCUUUGGAAAGAAGAAGUCCACCAAGCCUCCUUCCUCGCAUUCAGACAUAGAAGAGCAGACAGACUCCUCUCUUCCUUCAUCACCCAAAUUGCCCCACAGCUCAGGAGAGUGUGGGACAACGUCAAUGAAGCCAUCACAGUCAGCAUCUGCGUCAUCUCUAGUCUGGGCACCAAAGAAAAGGCAAAACGGUCACGUGGUCUACAAGCAUAGAUCCCGGAUCUGUGAGUGCACAGAGGCAGAAGCUGAAAUUAUUCUUCAGCUGAAGAGCGAGCUGAGGGAGAAAGAGCUAAAGUUAACAGACAUUCGUCUUGAAGCCCUCAGCUCUGCACACCAUCUGGAUCAGAUUCGGGAAGCCAUGAACCGCAUGCAGAAUGAAAUUGAGAUAUUGAAAGCUGAAAAUGAUCGUUUAAAGGCAGAGACUGGAAAUACUGGAAAGCCCACACGGCCAUCAUCAGAGUCUUCAAGCAGCACAUCAUCUUCUUCAUCACGGCAGUCGCUAGGGCUUUCUCUGAACAAUUUAAACAUCACAGAAUCUGUUGCAUCAGAUAUUUUGUUGGAUGAAGUCACUGAUGGAGCACUCCACAAAGAAGGUCAUAGCGUGAAAAUUUUAGUCACUAUAAACAAGAGCUAUAGUCGAGCCAAGGAUCAAAAACCACAUACAUAUCUGAUAGGAUCAAUUGGAGUCAGCGGAAAAACAAAAUGGGAUGUUUUAGAUGGUGUAAUCAGGCGUCUCUUUAAGGAAUAUAUUUUCCGAGUGGAUCCGACUACUAGCCUGGGUUUAAGCUCUGACUGCAUUGCUAGCUAUUGUAUAGGGGAUGUAAUUAGAGCCCAUAGCCUAGAAGUGCCUGAACUGCUGCCUUGUGGAUAUCUGGUUGGAGAUAAUAACGUCAUUACUGUGAACCUGAAAGGAGUGGAAGAAAACAGUUUGGACAGUUUUGUGUUUGACACAUUAAUUCCUAAGCCAAUUACCCAGCGGUACUUUAAUUUACUGAUGGAGCAUCGCAGAAUUAUUCUGUCGGGACCCAGUGGCACAGGAAAGACCUAUUUAGCUAACAGGCUGGCUGAAUAUGUUAUCUCUAAGUCUGGCAGAAAAAAAACUGAAGAUGCAAUUGCAACUUUUAACGUAGAUCACAAGUCAAGCAAGGAUCUACGACAAUAUUUAGCAAAUCUAGCUGAGCAGUGCAGUGCUGACAACAAUGGUGCUGACCUCCCUGUGGUCAUAAUUCUUGACAACCUCCACCACAUCAGUUCACUAAGUGACAUCUUCAAUGGCUUCCUCAACUGUAAAUAUAAUAAAUGUCCCUAUAUCAUUGGAACCAUGAACCAGGGAGUUUCUUCUUCACCAAACCUGGAGCUGCAUCACAAUUUCAGGUGGGUGCUGUGUGCUAAUCACACAGAGCCUGUUAAAGGUUUCUUGGGCAGAUACCUGAGAAGGAAACUGAUUGAGACUGAAAUAGAAAGGAACAUGCGCAAUAAUGAGCUCAUCAAAAUCAUUGACUGGAUCCCCAAAACAUGGCAUCAUCUCAACAGCUUCCUGGAAACACACAGCUCUUCAGAUGUAACCAUUGGUCCCCGCCUCUUCCUCCCUUGCCCUAUGGACGUUGAUGGCUCCAGAGUGUGGUUCACAGACCUCUGGAACUAUUCCCUGGUGCCGUAUCUUUUGGAAGCUGUGAGAGAAGGGCUUCAGAUGUACGGUAAGAGGGCACCCUGGGAGGAUCCCUCCAAGUGGGUAGCUGAUACCUAUCCAUGGAGCUCUGCAUCUUUACAGCAUGAGUGGCCCUCGCUACUUCAGUUAAGACCAGAAGAUGUUGGUUAUGAAGGUUAUGCAUCAGCAAAGGAAGGAACAACCUCAAAGCACGUUCCACAGACUGAUACAGAGGGGGAUCCCUUGAUGAAUAUGCUAAUGAGGCUUCAAGAGGCAGCCAAUUAUUCGAGUGCACAAAGCUGUGACAGUGAUAGCACCAGCCACCAUGAUGACAUUUUGGACUCCUCCCUUGAAUCAACUCUCUGAAAGGGACAAACCUUGGUGGAGGAUCAUGGUAAAACCUGUUUCCACUAGACCACUGCCAGUAUUAAAGCAGCACGCCGAGGUCCCUGAGUGAGAAUGGUGUCUUGUAGGUAGGCAGGAGACCUAAUUCUGCAAAGUCAGGAAGGAAAAUUGAAGUGGAAAGCUUGAAUUAGUUUAAUUUCAAGGCAUUUUGAUACCAAUGGAGCCAAGUGAGUCUCCAUUUGUCAACUGGAAAGGGCCCUAGACCAAGGGCAUCUAAGCAGAUUGCACACGUGUUAGCCAAACUGGAAUUUUUUUUUUCCCUUUUCCUCUUUCUCUCUUUCUCUGUCUCUCUCUCUCUUGGUCUCUGUUUCUCUGUACACGUUUACAGUGCAACUUCUGUUUUUUCCCUUUAGUUUACCCUGAGGUGCUGCAUGAACAAUGCGGUCUUCUAAUUCUCUUCUAACCUCUGUUGUGCCACAUGGUGCUGGUCACAGGACUGCAGUGGUGUUUGUGUUGUACACUACUGCCCAUUCCAAAAUGAGUUAAAGAUGAUGAUAGUAACUCAGAAAGCACAAACAGUAUUGUGCAAUCACCAGAAAAUAUGACUGUGAUAUGCUGGAUAAGUGCCAAUUUAAUUCUAACUGCCAUGGUCACGGUGAUGCGCUCCAUCAAGUUUUUAGUACACGAGUCACAGAUUUUAUAAAGUUGUUUUUACCACAAAGGUCUUUUUUAACCACCUGCCCACUCCUUAACAACAGUUUUAUACCAAUUAUUAACCAACACUGAUUAAAGGCUUUUUAGGGCUUCAUUUGUUUGAGCCUUUUCAGUGAAAGAAGGAACAUUUCUUAUGGUGCUGUCUCACUGCCUUAAAACAGAUUUCUAGAACAGUUUUACAGUUGGUUUAAUUCCUAAACCAUUGGUAAUUUACACUGUUUUUUUUCUUCAUUUACUAAUGAGAAAGCGUCAGUUAACACAGUAGCCUCAUAUCUGUAUAUCAUGAUUUUUUAAAGUAAUGGACAGGAGAAAGAACAGUUGCUAUAUAAUAUUUUUAUCUUGUGAAUAGAUUGCUCUGCCUACCCUCAGAAAUACACAAGAAACCCAAACCCACUUCCACUGCCACCUAAAUGCUGAGAAAAUUGUCUCAAAUCCAUUUGGUCCCAUGGAAUGGAGUUUUUGGAGGAUAGAUGUUUUGAAUUCUUAUCCAGCAGAGCUGGAUGCACUCGAUGCAGCAUGAGCACAAAUAUAUGUUUUUUGGUUUUUUUUCCUUUUUCUAGUUUUAGCAUGUUGUUUUGAUUGUUAUUGUUGUACAUGAAGACUUCAGCAUAAAAGAACACUGAAGCAGUGAUGUCCACUGUGGAAGAGGAAGAGUUUAUACUGUAAAAGUGGGUUGGUUUUGCACAGUCUACUGGGUGGGUAUUGUAAAUACUGAAGAAAAAACAAUUUAAAAAAAAAGAAGAAAAAAAAAGCCUUGCACAAAUCAAACUGAAAACAAACAAACAAACAAAAAUUGUAUUUUAUUCUGUUGGUGUUAAGAGAUGUUUCACUUGCUGAGAUUUCCUGUAUGUUGCAAACAAAUACAGAAUGCAAACCUUAAAAGCUGUUAUUACCCGGUGUGUUUGUCCUGUACUUACAGUUGUUAUGACUAUGCAGGAGCUAUCAAUGCUACAGUCAACGUGUUUCAAUAUCUAUACGAAGCCAAUACAUUUUGGGGGAGAAAUACCUAAAAAUGUUUUAAGUGCGUAUGUGAUGGCAGGCUACAACCAGAUGCAUUCCAACUGCUCAGAAUAAUCGGAAACGCUCUUUUACCACAAGAGCCAUCCGGUUAAAAUAGGUGCAUAUAAACAAGAAGGUACCUAAGGGCUUUGGCAUUGUGUAGAUAUGUACUGUACACCUCCACCGAUGUUACCUUCACGAUGUGUUAUUUGGUGCUAUUAACACUUUGUGGCCACCCUGUGGUCACUCGCUGUAAAACAAAGAUAAAUCAAUGCAGUUUCCAAAUGGCACUGAGCUGCAUCGCUGAAUCUAGAGGUUCCUACACGGUGCUAUUGCCCUGAUAAAACCUCAACUGAUUGUAUGCAUGUAGGAUUCAGUCAGACCAACAUCUUGCCCCCCCAAACUGGAUCCAUUUCUGAUGCAAAAUGUCAGCACGUACACCUUGUCUGACUCCAGGAACUAAAGGAAAGCUCCUCUUCCCUGUACCUGUGCUCUGAGCAAACCUGCGAAUCUUUUCCUGCCAUGUUUAACACACAAACACACAAUAUUGCAUAUACAAAACUUCCUGCAAUACAUCUCAGUGAGUCCACCUAGUUUACAACUCAGAAAUUGUUUGUGAAACAUUUGUCUGUACACAUUUUAUAUUUUGUACAUUUUUGAUGUAACAUAUCAUGUAAAUAGACAGAAACAGUGAAAUAAAUCAUCUGAAAAGUUUUGUAGUCUUUGUAAAGCCCUAAUAAUAAGUAUUUGGUGUCAUCGGACUUAACUGGAUGAUGUAUUUUCUAUUGGUUUAUUGUUCCUCUAGCUUGUAAACCAGCUUGCGUAUAUUUUUUUGCAGGUGUGCGCACUGUAUCUGUCUAAAUUAUUACUUUGCCAUUAAAGUGGAAUUAUUU